UAGGCCCCUGAGGCGCCGGCGCGAUGUUCGUGCAGGAGGAGAAGAUCUUCGCGGGCAAGGUGCUGCGGCUGCACAUCUGCGCGGCCGACGGCGCCGAGUGGCUGGAGGAGGCGACCGAGGACACCUCGGUGGAGAAGCUCAAGGAGCGCUGCCUCAAGCACGUCAGGAAGCAUUGUGCUUUCAUGAUCGAGCCCCCUUCUGGACCACGCCGGGUACGAGCUGACUUUUUCACACCAAGGCCAAGGGGGCUCCAGGUUCACAUGCUCAAGGAGCAGUGUGCACAUGGGAGCCUAGAAGACCCCAAAAAUGUAACGCAUCAUAAAUUAAUCCAUGCUGCUUCAGAGAGAGUGCUGAACGAUACCAAAACCAUCUUAGAAGAGAAUGUUCAGGAUAAAGAUGUCUUAUUACUGAUAAAAAAGCGGGCCCCAGCUCCACUUCCAAAGAUGGCUGAUGUCUCUGAGGAAGAACAGAAAAAACAAGAAGAGAAAGCCCCAGACAAAGAUGCUAUAUUCCAAGCGACAGCCAACCUGCCCUCCUACAACAUGGACCGGGAAGUGGUGCAGACCAACAUGCGAGACUUCCAGACAGAACUCCGGAAAAUUUUGGUAUCCCUCAUCGAGGUGGCACAGAAAUUGCUUGCACUGAACCCUGAUGCCGUUGAAUUAUUUAAGAAGGCGAACGCCAUGCUGGACGAGGACGAGGAGGAGCGAGUGGAUGAAACCGCCCUGCGGCAGCUGACAGAGAUGGGCUUUCCAGAGAGCAGAGCCGUGAAGGCCCUGCGGCUGAACCACAUGUCCGUGACGCAGGCCAUGGAGUGGCUUAUUGAGCACGCGGAAGACCCCACCAUAGACACACCUCUUCCGGGACAGGCCUCACCAGGCACCUCAGCGGCCGCCUCUGCCGAAGCGCCCGCUGAGACGAGUGAGGGAGACGAGGAGGCCAGAGAUGAGCUAACCGAGGUCUUCAAGAAGAUUCGAAGGAAAAGGGAAUUCCGGGCGGAUGGGCGGGCCGUCGUUUCCCUGAUGGAGAUGGGGUUCGACGAGAAGGAGGUGAUGGACGCCCUCCGAGUGAACAACAACCAGCAGAACGCUGCCUGUGAGUGGCUGCUGGGAGACCGGAAGCCCUCCCCCGAGGAGCUGGACAAGGGCAUCGACCCCAACAGCCCCCUCUUCCAAGCCAUCCUGGACAACCCUGUGGUGCAGCUGGGCCUCACGAACCCUAAGACACUGCUAGCUUUUGAAGACAUGCUCGAGAACCCGCUCAACAGCACGCAGUGGAUGAACGACCCCGAAACAGGGCCGGUCAUGCUGCAGAUCUCCAGGAUCUUCCAGACCCUGAACCGCACGUAGCGCCACCUCACUGCUCCCCGCUGCAGCGGCCGCCAGAGGAGGCUCAGCCGGCCGGGAGGUCCCGGUGGGCUCACUGGUAACAGAAGAGCUGAGGGUCCGAAGAGCCACGGGCUGCGGAGACCCUUCAGCUCCGCUGGGGGUGGUGGGGGAGAAGGGCCGGGUGGAGGGGCUGCUGGAAGCUACCCUCACAGCCUCGCCUGGACUGUUCGCGGUGGCGUUUGCUCCCACUUUUUAAUCUUCCUGCUUAAAAACCUUCUGUGAUGGUAGUUUGUAAGUCUGCGUUUUUAGCGUCUGACAGUGUUUACAAACAGUGACCGACGUGUCACUGGCAAGUUGAACGAUCACCCCUUUCCAAAGAGUGUUCCCUGUGGCCCUUGGAGUGAAUGCUGCUUGAAUCCUCAAUUAGGUGUUUGCAUUAGAGUCCACUUGUUUGAAAGAAGGCAUGUUUCAACCCAAAGUGUUCACAUCAGACAUACUAAUUGAAGCAGAGUAUUUCAUAGGCGAUUUUUCUUUAAUAAAC
This is a messenger RNA of Trichechus manatus latirostris (Florida manatee), 1869 nucleotides long. RefSeq names its product UBA domain containing 1 (gene UBAC1). Gene Ontology annotation, molecular function: protein binding. The record is from RefSeq and is a predicted model, not a curated record. NCBI's taxonomy places the organism in Eukaryota, Metazoa, Chordata, Mammalia, Sirenia, Trichechidae. Bases 24 to 1349 code for a protein of 441 amino acids. The transcript has 11 exons. Gene Ontology annotation, cellular component: ubiquitin ligase complex.